AUGAUCACACUCACAGACUCGCAAAAAAUCGGAAUGGGACUGACGGGGUUUGGCGUGUUUUUCCUCAUUUUUGGAAUGAUGCUCUUUUUUGACAAAGCUCUUUUGGCCAUUGGAAAUAUUCUCUUUGUCUCGGGUUUGUCUUUUGUCAUCGGCCUGGAGCGAACAUUUCGAUUCUUCUUCCAGAGACACAAAGCCAAAGCCACCAGCUUCUUCCUGGGAGGAGUGUUUGCUGUUCUGAUUGGCUGGCCUAUCAUUGGCGUUCUUCUUGAGAUCUACGGCUUCUUCCUUUUAUUUAGGGGAUUCUUCCCAGUGGCUGUGGGUUUUAUCAGACGAAUCCCGGUGCUCGGCUCUCUGCUCAGUUUACCAGGGAUCAGGACUCUGGUGGAUAAAAUUGGUGAGAGCAACAACAUGGUAUAA
Messenger RNA from Nerophis lumbriciformis (worm pipefish), 417 nucleotides. The record is from RefSeq and is a predicted model, not a curated record. NCBI's taxonomy places the organism in Eukaryota, Metazoa, Chordata, Actinopteri, Syngnathiformes, Syngnathidae.